GGUUUGGUUUACGGAUGCUGAGGAGGCUCGUCGGGACUCUCACUGUAAACUCACAAACGGUUCUGGUCGGUUCUGGUAGCAGCCUGUAAACAGUCAGCCGGUCAGACAUGGCCCAGUGCUCCGAGCCUGCUACCGUCAGCUCCGCGGUGAACGGAGAGCUGAAGAGGGAAAGGAAGGUGGCCGUUAUCACCGGCAUCACCGGCCAGGAUGGUUCCUACCUGGCGGAGUUCCUGCUUGCGAAAGGCUAUGAGGUUCAUGGUAUUUUGCGGCGUUCCAGCUCCUUCAACACAGGUCGCAUUGAGCAUCUUUACCAGAACCCACAGACACACACUGAAGGCAACAUGAAGCUGCAUUAUGGUGACCUGACUGACAGCACAUGUCUGGUGAAGAUCAUCAACCAGGUGAAACCUACAGAAAUCUACAACCUGGGUGCUCAGAGUCAUGUCAAGAUCUCCUUUGAGCUGGCCGAGUACACCGCUAACGUAGAUGGUGUGGGCACACUGCGUCUCCUGGACGCCAUAAAAACAUGCAGCCUCACCAAUAAUGUAAAAUUCUACCAGGCCUCCACGAGUGAGCUGUACGGCAAAGUCCAGGAGAUCCCUCAGAAGGAAACCACUCCUUUCUACCCUCGCUCACCUUACGGAGCUGCUAAGCUGUAUGCCUACUGGAUUGUGGUGAAUUUCCGAGAGGCCUAUAACAUGUUUGCUGUCAACGGGAUCCUCUUUAACCACGAGAGCCCAAGGAGAGGUUCAAACUUUGUGACGCGUAAGAUCAGCCGUUCUGUGGCAAAAAUUUACUUGGGCCAACUGGAGAGCUUCAGCCUGGGCAACCUGGACUCCAAAAGGGACUGGGGCCACGCCAAAGACUAUGUGGAGGCUAUGUGGCUGAUGCUGCAACAGGAGGAGCCAGAGGAUUUCGUCAUAUCGACAGGGGAGGUGCACAGUGUGAGGGAGUUUGUGGAGAAGGCCUUCAAACAUGUGGGAAAGACCAUCGUGUGGGAAGGAAAGGAUGAGAAGGAGGUUGGUCGUUGCCAGGAGACAGGUGUGAUACAUGUGAAGGUGGACCCAAAAUACUUCCGACCUACUGAAGUGCGAUAUCUGCAGAGAGGACAAAACACAAAAAGCAUUGAUAAAGUUGGUGGCAAACAGAGAAUGACUUUCACUGACCUGGUGAAGGAGAUGGUGGACGCAGACAUCGAGCUAAUGAAGAAAAAUCCAAAUGCCUGAGGCCAAAUCAGUCAGUCCAUGCAGGGCACCAAUAUUUUAGCACUCCAGUGUUCUGCCACUGAGACUUGCAAUGGAAGGACCAUGUUUUAUUUUGACCUUUAUGACUUUUCCAAAUGAAGUAAUUGUGUCUUCUUUGUUAAGGAUGUUAGUGUAAACCAUUCGCUGCCUUUGUGUCUAGUGUCUAUUUCUGGUAUUAUGAUAUCAUGUUGUUUUGAUUUUGUUUUAUUAUGUAGCAUAUAUGGUUUUUACAUUUCAACACGGAUCAUGUCAGAAUUUAAAUAGAGGGCAAGUUUUAGGGGUUUAUUUAUAUGUGUAUUUGUUUUCAUCGAUUUAGGUGUCAAAGUUGAAAUGGAUUCAUUCAGAGGAUGACAUGGAGGAAUAUAUAAAUAAAUACAAUGAAUGGCGAUUUUAUCUUUUAUUAAAAUGAACAGAUGAACCAUUUGGUACAAUAAAGACUGACCUUUUAA
Stegastes partitus (bicolor damselfish) is the source of this 1693-nucleotide messenger RNA. RefSeq names its product GDP-mannose 4,6-dehydratase (gene gmds). The transcript has 13 exons. The record is from RefSeq and is a predicted model, not a curated record. Lineage: Eukaryota; Metazoa; Chordata; Actinopteri; Pomacentridae. The coding region runs from base 108 to 1226 and encodes 372 amino acids. Gene Ontology annotation, biological process: 'de novo' GDP-L-fucose biosynthetic process. Gene Ontology annotation, molecular function: GDP-mannose 4,6-dehydratase activity.